AUGCGGAAACUCCCAUCCGAAACUCUUCGUCAGUACGCCGAACGAUACUGGCAACUGUUCAACAAAAUUUCUGGAAUCGAUGAGUAUUGGGCCGCAAGAACCUUCAAAAACGGCUUGGAAAUCAAUAGUAAAAUUCUAGAUGAACUUGCUAUUCGACCACCUCAUGGGAUGGGUGAGUUGAUGCGCAUCGUGGAACGUUUCUGCGCUCUUGAAGAAUUUUACGCGGACCGUGCUGCUCAAGGGCUGACGAAUUCAACUACAAGCUUUCCAACGGUCACAUCUCAGCUGCCAGCACCAGUCACAACGCAGCAACCUCAGCCAAAGAAACUUGUCCACAACAUCAAGGAAGGAAAAAAGCGCCAGUCGAAAGCACAUGACUAUCCAACGGGAAAGCUGGGCACAGACACUGGUCAAGCAGAUCAGAACCCACAGAAAAAGUGCUUGUACCACAAUGAGCUCGGUCAUUACACAACCGCAUGCACACCUUACAAAUCCCUAUUGGAGCGUCUGGCAGCACAAGGCCAUCUCGAUCAGUACAUCGACCAAACCAAGACACCCACCCGUCCACCUGCUGGCAAUCCUAAACCAAAUGAACCACGGCCGACGAUACACGUUAUCCACGGCCCCGUAACAAAGGAAUUUGAAUCAAAUAUUCAGGCCGACCUCAGUCACGCAUCAACUUCCAAGCAGGUACUCGCGGUAGGACCUGGAUCCAAACGUCCACGACAAGAAAAGUUACCCAAAUGGACAAUCAACUUUACCGAGCGCAAUCUUGAACGUGUGCAAAAACCACACUCCGACGCCCUCGUUGUAACCGUCCAAAUCGGAGUACAUGACAUCAAGCGCGUCCUGGUCGAUCAGGGAAGCUCGGUGGAGGUCAUGUACUAUGACUUAUUCAAAAAGCUUAAUCUCCCAGAAACAGCUUUGCAACCCGUCGAAGUACCCCUCAUUGGAUUCAACGGAGCACCCGUUUGGCCACUUGGUCGAAUCUUCCUACGAGUCGUCGUUGGCUCGAAAACAUUGAGCGUCGAGUUCAUUGUCGUCAACGUACCAAGCCCAUACAACGCAAUUCUCGGCCGAACCUGGCUACACGACAUGCAAGCAAUCGCCUCAACCUACCACCAGGUCGUUCGCUUCAUCGGGAUCAAUGGAAGACAAGAGGAUCUACGAGGUGACCAAAUAGCCUCCAAAAAGUGCUACGUCUCAGCCGUCCACAAUUCCACCAAAGCCAAGCAAGUGCAAUGGGUCUAA
Molecule: messenger RNA, 1251 nt
Organism: Rhododendron vialii
Lineage: Eukaryota; Viridiplantae; Streptophyta; Magnoliopsida; Ericales; Ericaceae
Exons: 2
Coding region: 1-1251 (416 amino acids)
Source: RefSeq, a predicted model, not a curated record